Molecule: messenger RNA, 1263 nt
Organism: Onychostoma macrolepis
Lineage: Eukaryota; Metazoa; Chordata; Actinopteri; Cypriniformes; Cyprinidae
Gene: mitd1
Product: MIT, microtubule interacting and transport, domain containing 1
Exons: 8
Coding region: 134-874 (246 amino acids)
Biological process (GO): midbody abscission
Cellular component (GO): midbody
Source: RefSeq, a predicted model, not a curated record
GUUCCUACCGGAAGUGUAAAAACAAUACAACAGCUUCUGAUUUAAAACUGCCUGUUUUCGCUCCAAAAGUCGUAUUCGCCUUCGAAGAAAAUUGACACGGCACCGUAUAAUUAAUUUUAAAUAUAAAGUCUCCAUGGCUCAGGAUUUCCUCCCAGGCAUGGAGAGCUCUGCCAUCUCUGUCUUAAAGAGAGCCGUGGAGCUGGAUCACAGCUCACGCUUUCAGGAGGCUCUGGUGUGCUACCAGGAGGGGAUACAGCUCCUGCUGGAUGUACUGAAAGCUGUAAAAGAUGAUUCAAAGAAGGGUCACUACAGAGAGAAGAUCAAGGGCUACAUGGACCGAGCAGAACAGAUCAAAGACCAUGUGAACAAACUGAAAGAAGAGGGUAAAUACCACGAGCAGCUAAAGAUAGCUGACAGUUCCACUGGUUUCAGCUAUGAAUCUCUCUUCAAACCCUACAUCAGAGACGGACUGACUGAAGUCUGGGUGGAGGACCCGUAUGUACGGCAUGUCCAUCAGUUGUAUAACUUCCUUCGUUUCUGUGAAAUGCUGCUGAAAUGCCGGUGUAAAGUAAAGACGAUUCACCUUCUGACCUCACAGGACGAGGACAGCUAUGCUCAGCAAACCAGUGCCCUGGCAGAAAUACAGCAGUCGCUACAGAGUCAAAAUAUCUGUCUGGACAUUCAGUACUCAUCUACUAUUCAUGACCGGGAGAUCAGGUUUAAUAAUGGUUGGAUUAUUAAGAUCGGGAGGGGACUUGAUUAUUUCAAAAAACCAAAGGGUCGCUUCUUUGUAGGAUACUGUGAUUAUGAUCUGCGAGAGUGUCACGAGACAACUGUAGACAUUUUUCAUACAAAACACACCAAGACGAUGUAAUCUUGCUUCAAAAGCUUCUCCACUGUCUGGCAUAUCUAUGGGACGUAUACCAACCCGGACGACUGGAAUUGUGCCUUUUGAUCCCAUUUACAGCUUUUAAAUAAUGCCAAAGGAGUGAUUUUAUUGCCUGUUUUAAAAUGUUCCGAUAUGAAUUAUUAUUAUAGUAAUUACAACUAUAACAAUUGCUAUUACUUCUAAACAUUUUUUAUGCACUAGUAUAUGGUGGGGUGAAUGAUACUGAUAUGUAUUUAUAAUAUGUUUGCUUCUGUAAUUAUAAAAAAAACCGAAGUGCAUUUGUAAAUAAGGUAGUAGGCCUAAUCUGUAAAAUGUUUGUCGCUAGUAAGUGCCCUUAAUAAAAACGUUUUGCAAAGGGGUAUUUUUACUGACUC